AUGGGCUGGAAGAGGAUCAGGGGAACACGAAACAUUUUAAGGAUUUUGGAUAACAAAAAAUCUCGUAAUACUGUUAUGGACUUGUCGCCCACCGCCGCAGAAACAAUUCAACGUCCGUAA
Messenger RNA from Cetraspora pellucida, 120 nucleotides. The record is from the annotation of a GenBank genome assembly. Lineage: Eukaryota; Fungi; Glomeromycota; Glomeromycetes; Diversisporales; Gigasporaceae.